This is a messenger RNA of Aspergillus homomorphus CBS 101889, 1362 nucleotides long. RefSeq names its product dTDP-4-dehydrorhamnose reductase family protein. The transcript has 4 exons. NCBI's taxonomy places the organism in Eukaryota, Fungi, Ascomycota, Eurotiomycetes, Eurotiales, Aspergillaceae. The record is from RefSeq and is a predicted model, not a curated record. Gene Ontology annotation, molecular function: methionine adenosyltransferase regulator activity. Gene Ontology annotation, biological process: S-adenosylmethionine biosynthetic process. Gene Ontology annotation, cellular component: methionine adenosyltransferase complex. Bases 260 to 1204 code for a protein of 314 amino acids.
CAGCUCUCCACGAGUCCAGUCCCCAUCGAGCUCCCUCGGCCCUCAUCGAACCAUCGACCCAGCGAUCUCUCGAUCCAGACUCGACCUUCUCUGGCUUCGGUGUGUCUUUUGGAAGAGAAAACCAGCAGGCGGUUCUCGUUACGUCAUUACCGUGCCCCGCAGUCGACCAGAAUCUCUCCUUCGGCGUCCCAGCUUCAAAACGGCUCGAUUCUUUCAGUUCCCGUCAUGUCCUCCUCUUCUGACAACCCCCAUUGCAAACAUGUCUACCUGUGUUCUCGUUACCGGUGCCACCGGCCUCUUGGGCCGUCAGGUCUUCAACACUUUCAAGCACUCCGGCUGCCUCGUCGUCGGCCAGGGCUACUCCCGCGCCAUCCCACCCACGAUACAGAAGGCUGACUUGGAGAAUCCCGAUGCGAUCAAGGCUCUCCUCGAUGAAGCAAAACCCCAGAUCGUCGUCCACUGUGCCGCCAACCGUUUUCCCGACUUGUGCGACAAGAACCCUGAGCAAGCGCGCCGAGUGAACGUUGACGCCACCCGCAUUCUCGCAGAGGAAACGUCGCGCCGUAGCAUCCUGCUCAUCUACAUCUCGACUGACUACGUUUUCCCCGGCAUCGAGGGCGAAGCGCCGUACGAGGUCGAUGCGGAGACCAAUCCCCCCAACCUUUACGGCCAAUUGAAGCGGGACGGCGAGAUUGCCGUACUAGAGGCCACGAAGGAGACCGGGCUGGGGUUGAUCCUCCGCGUGCCCGUGCUGUACGGAGUCGCCAAGGAGAACUCGGAGAGCGCGGUCAACACUCUGGUCGAUGCGGUGUACAAGGCACAGGAUGAGAACGCGGGGAUCAAGAUGGACGACUGGGCGCAGCGGUAUCCGACCAACACGGAGGAUGUCGCACGGGUGUGUCGCGACAUUGUGAUCAAGUAUAUCAAGGAACGGCGUCGCAUCCAGGAGCUGCCGAAGAUCCUGCAGUUCACGUCGGAGGAUCGGAUGACCAAGUACGAGAUCUGCGAGAAGCUGGCAGACGUGCUCGGACUGUCCCUGGUAGGGAUGAUCAGGAACAAGGAGGGGAACGAUCCGAAUUCAUCCGUGCAGCGACCCUACGACGUGCAUCUGUCCACUAAGGUGCUGAAGGAUCUGGGGAUUGAAGUUCGGACCAUCGACUUUGUGGCAUGGUGGCGCAAGUAUUUGGGAGCGUACAAGAAAUGAGUCGCGCUCUACUCCGUACGGAUCAGGAAAAUGGGCAGGGGAUGGAAAAAGAAUGAGAUAGAAAUGUUAACGUCGUAAAAGCUCAGGAGUCGCAUCCUGACCAAGCAAUCAAUAUGUCUGCUGAACAGUUAGUUGUUGGUAAAUCACUGACUAAUGAU